CAGCCUUCAGUCUGCCCCAGUCGUCCACAGCCCAUAACCCGCGGAUUUACAAUCAACUAUUGCCACAUAUUUCUGCACAGGGAAACCUUUCUCUGCCAUUGGUAUAUUUUUUAAUAAUGCGGUGGUUCGUGUCUCCCAACAUGGUCUAGCUAAACUCUGCAAUCCGUGAAGCAGCCACAGUCCGCUAGCACUGAGCCAGGAUGUCCAGUAGCUCGGGCUACCCCCCGAGUCAGGGGAGCUUCAGCAGCGAGCAGAGCCGAUACCCACCACAAUCUGUCCAGUAUACCUUUCCCGGCACCCGCCACCCACAGGAUUUCCCUCUCACAGACUACCGGAAUCACAUGCAGGAUCCACAGGGUCGCAGAAGGCCGUCUUUACUGUCUGAAUUCCACCCUGGAGCUGAAAGGCCUCCAGAGAGACGCCAUGGUUAUGAACAGCAGUUUCACUCUGUCACAGCCCAGCCUGAGCAUGAGGCCAUGGAGGCCAAACGCCCUCGCAUGGAGACUGUUUCUGAGGCCCACAUCACCCGCACCCCUCCCACUGGAGGGGGUAUUGUUCUGCCCGUGUCCCAUGCUAUACAAGACGGCCUAAGAGCCACUAUGGAUGUCAAGAAGGAGUCUCAGUUCACUGUCAAAGUGGAGUCCCCAUCCUCUGGAGGACCUACAGUACACAUGGGGGAGGAGCAGGACACCUCUCCUUCCAAACUCUCCAAGGAGGAGCUGAUCCAGAGUAUGGACCGUGUAGACAGAGAGAUUGCUAAAGUGGAGCAGCAGAUUUUCAAGCUGAAGAAAAAGCAGCAACAACUUGAAGAGGAAGCAGCAAAGCCAGUGGAGCCCGAAAAGCCAGUGACCCCUCCCCCAGUGGAGCACAAGCACCGCAGCAUAGUUCAGAUUAUCUACGAUGAAAACAGGGUUAAAAAAGCUGAAGAGGCUCAUAAAAUACUGGAAGGUCUUGGUCCCAAGGUUGAGCUGCCUCUGUAUAACCAGCCAUCAGACACUAAGGUGUACCAUGACAACAUCAAGACAAACCAAGUCAUGAGGAAGAAGCUGAUUUUAUUUUUUAAGAGGAGGAACCAUGCACGUAAGCAAAGGGAACAGAAGAUCUGCCAGCGUUAUGACCAGCUGAUGGAAGCAUGGGAGAAGAAGGUGGAGCGAAUGGAGAACAACCCCAGACGCAAAGCCAAGGAGAGCAGAACACGGGAGUACUAUGAAAGGCAGUUCCCUGAGAUCCGCAAGCAGAGAGAGCAGCAAGAGCGAUUCCAGAGGGUUGGACAAAGAGGAACGGGUCUGUCUGCAACGAUUGCAAGAAGCGAGCAUGAGAUUUCUGAAAUCAUAGAUGGGCUUUCUGAGCAGGAGAACAACGAGAAACAGAUGAGACAGCUGUCAGUCAUCCCUCCCAUGAUGUAUGACUCAGAGCAGAGGAGAGUGAAGUUCAUCAACAUGAACGGCUUAAUGGACGACCCGAUGAAGGUGUACAAAGCCCGGCAGUUCAUGAAUGUUUGGACUGAACACGAAAAGGAGAUCUUCAAGGAGAAGUUUGUCCAGCACCCCAAGAACUUUGGCCUGAUUGCCUCCUAUCUUGAAAGAAAGUGUGUUGCCGACUGUGUCCUAUACUACUAUUUGACCAAAAAGAACCACAACUACAAGACGCUGGUGAGGCGAAACUAUGGAAGACGGAGAGGAAGGAACCAGCAAAUAACACGUCCCUCACAAGAAGACAAGUCAGACGACAAGAACGAAGAGGACAAGUCUGAGAAGUCGGAGAAAAAAGAGGACGAGGAAAAGAAGGACGAGGAAGAGAAAGAUGAAAAGGAGGAUUCUAGGGACAUUGGCAAGGACAAAGACAAGUGUGACGGUGGGGAAGACGAGGACGGAAAGGAGCAAAACACGCCGCGUGGCAGGAAGACUGCCAACAGCCAGGGACGCCGUAAGGGAAGGAUCACCACACGCUCCAUGGCCAAUGAGGCUGCAUCUGUGGCAGCUGAGGAAGCACCUCCCACUGCCCCUGAGCCUGCCAUGCCAGAUCCACCACAGAUCCCUAAACCCAAUUCAGCUCAGAAGGCCAUGAAGGAGCCUUCAAAACCCCAGACUCCAGUAGCUUCCAUGGAUGCUGCUAAAGCUGGUGCUGGUGAAACCGGAGAAACUUCUCGCUGGACCGAGGAGGAGAUGGAAAUAGCCAAAAAAGGGCUUGUUGAGCAUGGGCGAAACUGGACAGCUAUUGCCAAAAUGGUGGGCACCAAAAGCGAGGCACAGUGCAAGAACUUCUAUUUCAAUUACAAGAGACGUCACAACUUGGACAACCUGCUGCAGCAGCAUAAGCAGGAUACUCGAAGAGCUCGUGCUGAUAGGUCUCAAGGUGAAGGUCUAGCCACAGCAUCACCUGAUGAUGAUGAGGAUAAUGCAGAGGACAGUGAAGGUGGUGAGAACAGCUCCGAUACAGAGAGCGCCCCUUCCCCCUCGCAGACCGACUCCUCAAAGUCCAGCGACUCCAAGAGGGCAGAUAGCACUUCAGGAGAUGCUCAGUGUGCUGACCAGGACAAAGGUCAGACGAGCAAUGGAAAGGCUCCAGAGCCGCUAUGCGAAUUCACAGUCAAACAAGAGAAAAUCCCUGACAGUGAGGUUGGAUCUCAGGAGGAAAAAGUCAGGGUGACUACCUUUGUAGGCUCCGUACAUCCCAAAACUGAACCUCUGGAUGUGGAUAUGAAUACAGAGGAGGUUAAAGUGAAGAUGGAGCCUGGUAUCAAGGAAAAAGGAGAAAAGGGAGAUCAUGGCGAAAGGCUCCACUCAGAUAAUGACUCCAGCGCCACCUGCAGUGCUGAUGAGGAUGUGGAAGCAGAGCCUGAAAGGCAGAGCAGAAUAUUCUCCAUGGAAAAGCCUUCAUUGCUCAGCCCCCCGGGCACAGUGUUAGUGGCAUCACCCAAGCAAAACCAGCUCAACAUCGAGCAGCUGCAUCAGCGGGCAGCUGCCAUCCCACCCAUGGUGCCUGGUCCAUUUGGCGCUGGUGGUGUGCCCAUCAGUGGUUUUGCCAUGUUGCAACACCAGAUUAAAGCAGUGCAUGAGUCGGCGCACCAGGAAGAGAAGCAGGGAGCCCUGGAACGCAGACCCCCCUUCAGCACCCGCAGCCCCAACCUGAUAGACAGAGAUGGUAAACCUUUACCGUACAUGCCUUAUGACAUGAUGCUGGCUGUGGACCAGGAGACCCACUCCGGUCAGCCAGGCUCUCCUUACAGACUCUCCCCCAGGGAGUUAAGAAAGGCCUCACCUGACCCCAACGCCCCCAAUGUCUCCUGCUACAGUGUGCCACCAGUCCUUCACCCUGCAACUACCCAGCUGGUCCAGAAUGUGGCAGAUGGAGGCCGCAUGGCAUUCAGAACCAUUCGACCCCCCAACAUUCCCUCUCCUCCUCCACUCAUUCCAACUACCAAGCCCACAGACAAGCCUUCCUUCAUUCAAGGAGGCUCCAUCUCCCAGGGUACUCCUGGUACAUACCUGCCAUCCCACGCUGUCUACGGGCCCGAGGGGGCUAAGAGCAGUGUGGGCUCCAUCUCUCUGGGUCUGCCCCGGCAGCAGGAUCCUAACAAGUCUGGAGCUGCAGUUCCAUCCAUACAGGAUGGCAGAGGAAACCCAGCAAAGGUUGGCGAGGGUCUGGCUUUCAGAGGUUCUAUCACUCAGGGCACACCAGCUCUGUCCCAGUCAAGCAUUGCUGCUGACCUCCUGAAGGGUACCAUCACAAGGCUUGCCACCGAGGACCCGAGCAGCCCAGACAAGGCCAGGGGGGAGCAGCUGGCUAAGGGUCAUGUCAUCUACGAAGGAAAGAGUGGGCACAUCGUCUCAUUUGAUAGUUCUAUUAAGAACCCCAGGGAAAACACCCGCAGCCCCCGAACAGGCCAUGAGCUGAAACGCACAUACAACAUGAUAGAGGAAGCCAUGGGCAGGGGACACACGGGCCGAGAAGGAGCACCGUUGGAGGGAUUAAUUAGCAGAGCUUUGCCCAGAGAUGGCAUCCAUGGAGACUCUAAGGAAAGACCAUUGAUCACUGGAUCCAUAAUGCAAGGGACGCCAAGAACUGCCUCAGAGACUUACGACGAUGCCAUGAAAUAUGGAAAACUGCUAAAGCCAGACAGCCCGCCUACCCGCUCCUUUGAAGGGGGCAUUGGCAAGGGCAAGCCCUAUGAGGGCGUCAAUACCAUUAAAGAGAUGGGUCGUUCCAUUCAUGAAAUCCCACGGCAAGAUUCUGGCCAGGACAUCUGCAAGACCCCUGAUUUGUCAGACAGGAGGGUUUUGGAGGGCUCCAUAUCUCAGAUUCACCCUCUGAACCAGCCUACUAUCAAACACAAUGUCAAGUCCCUCAUCCCCAGUCCCACCAAGCUGCCACACAACAUGCCCCAACUGGAGGCCAUGGAACGAACCAAAUACGAUGAGGGUAAGGGAGUGCGGCACACCUCUGUGGUCAACUCCACCACCUCUGUUCUACGCUCCACGCACCAGGAGGCCAGCAAAUCCCAGCUUAGCCCAGGCUUGUAUGAGGACACCAGUACUCGCAGGACCCCAGUUGGUUACAGUACCAACCCCAUGUCCAGAGGAUCACCUAUGCUGGGACGCGCUCCAGAGGGUGGGGUGAGCUCUGUAAAGUCUGCUUCCCAUGAAAGAAAGAACACCAUGACACCGACACAGAGGGACAGUGUCCCAGCCAAGUCUCCAGUGACCGGUGGUGACCCUGUAGCCUCUCAUAGUCCCUUCGACCCCCACCACCGACCUGAAGUGUACCGAGGCCACAUCUCGCUUCCACAUCUUGACCCCGCCCUGGCCUUCCACAGAGUGCUGGAUCCUGCAUUCAUGUUUCCCAGGCAGCCGUCCCCGACAGGCUACCAUAACACCUACCAGCUGUAUACCAUGGAGAACACACGACAGACCAUUAUGAACGAUUAUAUCACGUCCCAGCAGAUGCAAGGCAUCCCUCGGCCUGACAUGGCUAGAGGGCUGUCACCGCGGGAACAGUCUGUUGCUAUCCCUUAUGCACCCGGAUCUCGAGGGAUUAUUGAUCUAGCCCAGAUGCCUCCAACUAUCCUGUUGCCUCACCCUGGGGGAACAGGUACUCCCACUUUGGAACGCAUCGCCUACCUCCCUGGACCUCAGCCCCCUUUCCCUCCUAGAGCUUUCAACCCAACCUCCAUAUCGCAAGGCCACCUUGCUGUUGCCAAUGAGAGAGAUCGGGAGAGGGAGCAUGACCGGGAGCAGCAGGAGAAGGAAAGGGAGCAGAGGGAGAGGGAACAUGAGCGAGAAAUGAGAGAGCGAGAUCGAACCAGCGAAUACAUGCGUGCGGGUGGAGCAGAGCAGCCAGGCCGGCCAGGGAGUCGAGGAUACCGGCACUCCCCUUCCCCCUCACACAGGCCACAGGAUGUAGGUGUUCCACAGCGAGCAAGCAUCUACCCCCCAAAGAGUGUCAUCACCUCUCUGAUGCCUCAUUCAGCAGCAGCUAUAUCUGCCCCGCAGAGUACUGCCCGCCACAGUACUGCAGCUGAUGCUCUGGCUGCUUUGGUGGACGCUGCAGCCUCUGCUCCACAAAUGGACGUGGCCAAGGUGAAGGAGAGCAAGCAUGAACGAGAUGACAGUAUGUCUUCAUCUACUGCAGCUCGACGAGCACCCACCCUCUCUGAACAACAGCAACAGGAGACAGAAAGGCGAUCUCUGCACUCACCGUAUGGGGCUAUGUCUCUGCCAGGGAGUAAACCCUAUCCAGCUUACCCUGAAGGCGCUGGUGUUGGCGUUAAGGAUAAGGGACCUCAAACAAAGUCCCGCAUUGAGGAGGAGCUUCGGACUCUUGGAAAGACGACAAUGACAGCAGCUAACUUCAUCGAUGUCAUCAUCAAACGUCAGAUAGCUUCAGACAAAGACUCGCGAGAGCGAGGCUCUCAGAGCUCUGACUCUUCUAGCAGCUUGACAUCCAGUCGAUAUGACAGCACCAGUGGAGGAGCAAUUGAAGUGAUCAGUCCUGCUAGUUCCCCAGUCCAACCUCAGCCGGACAAACCAGAAGAUGGGCAGGCAGCAGUUGGCAUGCGACCUUAUGACAUGAGUCGAUACCGGCCAUCAGGGGAACCGCCACAGUCCGGCUCGCAGCAACCCUCUUCCUCCCAGGCUGACAGUUACUCGCAGGUCCCCAAAACUCAUCGUGUCAUGACCUUGGCAGACCACAUUUCGCACAUCAUAACACAGGACUUUGCCCGGAAUAAGGAGCCUCCUCCAGUCUCCUCCUCAACCUCUGCUGCAUUCCAGAGCAUUGUGCCGCCUGUGUCCUCUUCAGGUCGAGGCAAGAUGCCCAGUCGCUACAGUCCUGAGAAUCAGGUGCAGGCCUCACACCACCAGAGACCCUCCAGUAGAGUUUCCCCAGAGAACGCCCCUGACAAGCCCAGAGCCAGGCCCGGCAAGUCUCCAGAGCGAGGAGGCAGGCCAAUGGAGAACUAUGAACCCAUCUCUCCACCACAGAGCUACCAAGGCAUGGACAAACAGGAGUCUGGUGGACCUCCACCCCAGCGACGAGAGGGUGACAGCUCAGAGAUCAGGAGUGACUCGCGGUCCCCAGGAAGUGUUAGCUAUCUGCCUGCCUUCUUCACCAAGCUGGAGAACACCUCACCGAUGGUGAAAUCGAAGAAGCAGGAGAUCUUUCGUAAGUUGAACUCCACCUCUGGUGUCGGUGAUUCUGAUGUUGGAAACGCACAACCAGGAACAGAGAUUUUUAACCUGCCUGCUGUUACCAGCUCCAGCAGCAUCAACCCCAGGAAUCACUCCUUUAGUGACCCAGCCAGUAAUCUGGGUCUGGAGGACAUCAUCCGCAAGGCCUUGAUGGGCAACUUGGAGGACAGACAGGAGGAGCAACAGGGUGGAAUAGCAUCAAACGCUGGCGGUGAUCCUCGGCAGGAGGCCACUCCAUCUCCCAGUAUGGGUAAGCAGAAGCAGGGCAAAGCAAAUAGUCGGAAAUCCAAGUCUCCUAACCUGGGUCAGGUCUACGGUGGAGGGGAGCGCCCCUCAUCAGUGUCCUCCGUCCACUCUGAGGGAGAUUAUCACAGACAAGCCCAACAGCAGUGGAGCUGGGAUGACCGACCCUCGUCCACAGGACCCAUGCAGUUCCCCUACAACCCGCUGACAAUGCGGAUACUGAGCAACACGCCACCCACCUCCAUAGCCUCACCCUCCAUACAGAGCCAGCAGCAGCAGCUGCAGCAGAACCCAGCUGGAGCUCCAGGCCAGCGGCGAGAGUGGCAGUCUUUGCUGUCGGAGCAAUACGAGACCCUGUCUGACAGUGACGACUGAGCCCUGCUUGCUACAGCUUUAUUAACCAGAAGAGAGGCCUGCGCUUAGGCUUGUCUGUUCACACCCCUCUCCCAGAACUAACCUCGCUCUCUGGCGAGUGCAACAGGUAGAUGGGGUGUUGUCCUUUUUUAUUAUUUUUGGUGCUGUGGCGCCCCCUGGCUGUUGUCUGAGAGUACAAGCAGCAGCAGCAGCCUGUGACAGGCAAGGUUCUCCUGGAUGUAACUUGCUUUUUGUCCCAGAAGCACUCGCCCAGCCUGUUAUUGAGAGGGGGGAGGGGGGUAAACAAAACUCAGCUGAGGGGAUGACAUGAGAAACGGGAAAGAUUAAAAAAACUUAAUAUGUAAAAAGAGACACAGAAGAAACUAUUUCUGAAAUUUGUUUGAUUUCUGUAAAGAUAUACCUUGUCUUUAAGAAAAUCAUUGUAUGUAAAUAGAGUAACCUUUUGCAGUGUUUUUCUUAACUUGAUUAUUUCUUAUUUUAAUGUCGCUUUUAAAUUGAUCCACUUUAAAUGGAAAGAGUAUGGGUGCGUUCUUUAAUAACGUAGUUGGUCUCUCGCAGUCCAGCCUCUCCCACCCCUCCGAACCAUGUCACCCAGCACACAUACACAAAUAUUUUUACCAUUGCAACGCUAAGAGAGACCGGACCUGUGGUUUGUACUUGACCAUGAGCAGAGCACGGAGAUUGUGCCGCCCUGCGCGCCAUCCACCAAGCACCACCAGAGACUGAACGUUGCGGACAUUGGAGGACAAAAGAAACAGACUAACAUUUCAAACAGCACUCGGUAUCUGAUACCCGUCUUCAUCACACAGUGGGGAUGAUGCAUGGAUUGUAACUGUUGGAUGGCAGAUAACCGUUCACCCUAGACAGAGAAAUGUCUUCGAAACAAGUUGAGAACACUGGUGUCAUAGCAGAAAGGUGAAAAGUCUGAUAUAAGCUUAAUUUUUUGCCAGAAAUUAUAUCCUUAUGACUACUCCUGGACCCCGUCUGAAUAAUGAAAGUGAGCCAAUGUGUUUUUAUUUUUUGUUUCUUCAACAGAGCUAUGUGAUGUCACAUGUAGCUGUCUCUUUGCAGUUUCCAAACUGUCCAGAAUGAUUUGCUCUGCAAUGUUGACAUGGUUUUAAAAAAAAAAAAAAUAAUGUCAGGAAGUUUUUGUUUUGGAUGCUUUUGCCAUGCCUUGUGACUUGAGAAAAAAGGCAGCUUUAACUAAUUUUCUCAGAGAUAUACGUUGGUGUUUAAUGUCUGUAUUUGUUUCUGUAAUCCCUCUUUUUUUUUUUUUUUUUUUUAAUAGACUGUCCUGACAAAAAUCUGAACUCUGUAAACUCCAUCACACACAUCACACACAAAGGCAAAACUAACCAAACCUAAAGAACGGUCUGCACCAUUGUUGCACUUUUUUAUUUUUUUUGGCUUUGUAGCUUUUGACAACAAAAAGCAUACUACCUGCUGUGUAACUUAUUCAGCCUCCAGCCCCUCAUAUACUAAAAUGUGCUUUAACAUUUUGCCACCGCUCACAGAAAUUUGGAUGUUUUGACUUUGCUUUUUUUCUUGUAGCUGGUACAGGAAUUCUUUUUUUUUUUUUUUUUUAAAGUGUGACAGUUGCAUCGCAGUUACAGUUUUCAGUGUAUGGUACCAUGUUUAGGUAUUUAGUGUCAUGAUGAUUCAGAUCCAUGACCACUUAAUCUCUGCUUUCAUUGUGUCACACAACAGACAUAAAGCUUUGAAUAUAUGAAUUAUACUAGGUCAACUAUCAUACAUGGCAGUAAACUUUGUUUUAGAUAUGUGAAAAAAUACCAUAUUUUGGCUUUUUCAGCUUUCACUCUGCUCAGUUAACAAAUCCAUUCUGCUCUAAACUUGAUAUUUCCUUUUUUUUUUUUUUCUUUCGUUUUUGAUUUUUGAAUUGUUUGUCGUAGCACAUGUUCAGAUUUUUAUUUUGUCAUUUUUCUUCAACAUCUUUGCUCUUCAUCCUGUUUAGAUGGGGUGUUAUGUGUUUACAAAUGCAAUGAUUAAAAAAAAAAAAAAAAAAAAGUUUACAAACUUGAAUCUUAAAGAAAUCC
This is a messenger RNA of Archocentrus centrarchus (flier cichlid), 9361 nucleotides long. It is a transcript of the gene ncor1, whose product is annotated as nuclear receptor corepressor 1. Gene Ontology annotation, molecular function: nuclear thyroid hormone receptor binding; transcription corepressor activity. The record is from RefSeq and is a predicted model, not a curated record. NCBI's taxonomy places the organism in Eukaryota, Metazoa, Chordata, Actinopteri, Cichliformes, Cichlidae. Gene Ontology annotation, biological process: negative regulation of transcription by RNA polymerase II. The coding region runs from base 201 to 7307 and encodes 2368 amino acids. Gene Ontology annotation, cellular component: chromatin. The transcript is spliced from 46 exons.